UAGAUGGGUGUGGUGCAAAUUGUCCCAUCCUAAACACCACUUCAUCAUGUGGCUGGUCAAACAUCGAAGACUACUAAUUUGAAGCAGACUCAAAGCCUUUGUUAACAUCCCAACAGAUUGCGAAAUAUGUGGGGGAGAAGCAGAAACUUUUGAACACAUGUUUUGGGCCUGGAGGGUCUCAAUUGAGGUCCGAGAAAGGGCCUUCCAGCGGUUGGGGAUUUACUGCAAAGUGAACUCCCUAGACAACAUGGAAGUGGAGUUACUAAGGACGAGGAACAAGAAAUCAAAGACGCUAACGCAAGCUUUGGGUGCAGCCAUCUGCUCCAAUCUAUCAGCAGGGGCUCCACAGACGGCCCGGCCCGUUUGGAGGCAAACCAACUGGAGAGGGAGCGAGUUAGAGCGCAGGAGAAUCAAAGAAAAGGAUGCCGUGGCACGCCGGAUUUCCGAUCGGAAAGGGCGUCGCCGCCUCAUUUAUCCUCACAAUCAUUGUGUUCUCCCCCUCACUGAUCGCCACUGUGGAAUCAUCCAAAAAGCAUCAGAUUGGAUGCAGCAGAACGUGUGUUGCGGAAAAUUGUAACUCGAUUGGAAUUAAAUAUGGGAAGUAUUGUGGAGUAGGUUGGACUGGCUGUCCCGGGGAGAAACCUUGCGACGAUCUUGAUGCCUGUUGCAAAAUUCACGAUGACUGUGUGGAGAAAGACGGUUUGACAAAUGUAAAAUGCCAUGAGAAGUUCAAGAAGUGCAUAAAGAGAGUGCAGAAGUCCGGAAAGGUCGGAUUUUCAAGGGACUGCCCUUAUGACACAGCGGUGCCAACUAUGGUACAAGGUAUGGACAUGGCCAUUCUGUUUAGCCAGUUGGGCAACUCUAAGGCUGAGCUUUGAUUAGCUUUCUCCUCACACUCAUUAGACCAUGGCCGUAGAUGGAUAUAUUUUGUAUACCAAUUAUUUUCCUUGCCAUUUCAGGGCGUUUUUUGUCGGGGUCUCUUGAACACACUGUUUACACACACCCUCCCCAAACCCUACUUUUUAUAGGAUUUUAAUGAGUUUGUU
Molecule: messenger RNA, 1046 nt
Organism: Cuscuta campestris
Lineage: Eukaryota; Viridiplantae; Streptophyta; Magnoliopsida; Solanales; Convolvulaceae
Source: the annotation of a GenBank genome assembly